Vitis vinifera (wine grape) is the source of this 816-nucleotide messenger RNA. RefSeq names its product large ribosomal subunit protein P2. The transcript is spliced from 3 exons. Gene Ontology annotation, molecular function: structural constituent of ribosome. Gene Ontology annotation, biological process: cytoplasmic translational elongation. NCBI's taxonomy places the organism in Eukaryota, Viridiplantae, Streptophyta, Magnoliopsida, Vitales, Vitaceae. The coding region runs from base 308 to 655 and encodes 115 amino acids. The record is from RefSeq and is a predicted model, not a curated record. Gene Ontology annotation, cellular component: cytosolic large ribosomal subunit; ribosome.
ACGAUGUCUUUUAUCUUGACAAAAAUAAAAAAAAGCUUAGCUAAAAUGAAAGUGCUAUGAAUGUUGUACAUGUCAUCAUGUCUCAUUUCUAACAAGAAGAAUUUAAAUAUUCUAAAUUCGCACAAUAAAAGGAAGAAAUAAUUCAAUGACGCAUGGCUUUAUGUGAAGAAGACGCAUUACUAAAACCCUAGAGAUAAAAGCCCUAAAACCCAAAGACCCCACUCUCUCUUCCAUUGUAAACCCUAGAUCACCGGUCAACCUACUCCUGUCUUCUCUACAGUUCCAAAACCCCAUCUCUUAACAAAAGAUGAAGGUGAUUGCUGCAUAUUUGCUCGCUGCAUUGGGAGGCAAUGGCAGCCCUUGCGCCGAUGACCUCAAGAGCAUUCUCGGAUCGGUUGGAGCUGAAGCUGAUGAUGAUGGGAUUGAACUGCUGUUGUCCGAAGUUAAGGGUAAGGAUAUAACAGAGCUUAUUGCAUCUGGAAGAGAGAAAUUGGCAUCAGUGCCUUCUGGUGGUGGUGUUGCUGUUGCAGCUGUUGCGGCUAGUGGUGGUGGUGGUGGUGGUGGUGCAGCACCUGCUGCCACAGAACCAAAGGAGGAAAAGGUGGAAGAGAAAGAGGAAUCAGAUGAGGACAUGGGCUUCAGUCUAUUUGAUUGAUGGAAUGGGAUUUUGAUUUUUUCAUAUGCUAAGAUUUCUCAAAUCUUUAUACUAUUUUAGGAAUUCAGGGUUCUUUUUUCUGGAGACGAUUUUGACUUGGUAACUAUGUUCAAGCAAUUACCAGUAAUUUAGUAAUGACAGAUUUUAAUUUUAUUUAUUUA